This is a messenger RNA of Nicotiana attenuata, 2222 nucleotides long. RefSeq lists its product as uncharacterized. Bases 33 to 1091 code for a protein of 352 amino acids. Gene Ontology annotation, molecular function: RNA binding. Lineage: Eukaryota; Viridiplantae; Streptophyta; Magnoliopsida; Solanales; Solanaceae. The transcript is spliced from 4 exons. The record is from RefSeq and is a predicted model, not a curated record.
CUGAGCAACCAAAAUUCGCCGCCGUGAAGAUAAUGUUUGCAAUAAAGAAACACAUUCGAAACUCUUCCCUCAAGUUUUGGAGCUUCAAUUUCAUCCUUUCCAAUAUCAAUGUCGUCUCAAGGGUAACUGUUCCAACUUGUUCAUAUUUGCCUAAAGCAACUUCCUUCAUGCGUUUUUUUAGUCAUGUCAACUCCUCAAUGUCCAGAAACUAUCAUCAAAUGAGAUUAAUUCCUAGAUUAUCAUGUCAAGAUCCUGCAAUGAAUGCUUUGAUAUUGCCAGGUUCAUUAAAUUUUUGGUCUCAUGAGACUGUUUUGAAAUGGUUUCAUGCUAGACGGUUCUCUAGUCCAUCCAUAGAGCUGAAUACAGAGAAAGGCGUCGUCAGAUUUAGAUUUGGUCAAGAAAUUGGAGAAAGUGGUGGUCAGACAAAGGCAAAGCAUGUGGUGAAGAAGUUUAAAAUGUCUAAAAAAGCAAAACUGAAUGAACUCAGACUUUACAGACUGAAGGCAAAGAAGAAAAUGAGAUCUCCAAAUCCUGAAGUUAGGAUCAGAUACAAACUUGAGAAGGCAAAACGAAGGGAAGCUUGGUUGAUUGAGAAACUGAGAAAAUUUGAGGUACCUAAAGCUCCAGAUGAACCGCAUGAUCCUGAAAUUUUAACUGAAGAAGAGAAGUUUUACUUAAAGCGCACUGGUGAGAAAAAGAAAAAUUAUGUACCAGUUGGAAGGCGAGGAGUAUUUGGAGGGGUUGUUUUGAAUAUGCAUCUUCACUGGAAGAAACAUGAGACUGUUAAGGUUGUAUGCAAGCCUUGCAAGCCUGGGCAGGUUCAUGAAUAUGCUGCAGAGCUGACUCGGUUGAGCAGAGGCAUUGUUAUUGACAUUAAACCAGACAAUACCAUAAUAUUCUAUCGUGGAAAGAACUAUGUUCAACCAGAAAUUAUGUCUCCUCCAAAUACUCUAUCUAAAGACAAGGCCUUAGAAAAGUACCGAUAUGAGCAAUCAUUGGAGCAUACAAGUCAAUUUAUUGAGAAAAUGGAGAAAGAGCUGGAAGAGUAUCAUGAAUAUCUUGCCCGGAAGAGAAAAGAAGAAAAGAGUUGAAGCUGAUGGUUUGAAGUUAACUUCUGAGGUAUAGAUGCAAUUCUGAAAUGUUUCUACCUCUCCAGGCAAGUAAUAAAAAAAUUUAAUUUUUUAAUUACUUAAAGUUGUUACGGAAGCUUAGUGCUGGUUGUGUCUUUUGAUUAUCCUAGCACUUCGUGCAGUUGAGAUGAAAAGUGUGAUGGCCAAUAGGAGUGGAUCUGAAAGAGGAAGGAAAUGAAUCAUUUACCUUGCAUGGUAGCAAAUUAAAAGAGACCGAGUUAACUUUUCAACCCCUCAGAAGUUGAAUGAAAGGAGUAGGAUCACUCUUUAACUCUCAUCAAUCAUCUGUUCACGUGCAGAGAAAAAUUAGAAAGCCUCGAUACACCAGCCCCUUUGCAAUCCUUUAGCCAAGCAUGGUAUAAAGGUAAAGACUUGCUUCUUCGUGCUUACUGCUUAGCUGACAACCAGCUUGAAUCUUGGAUAGAUUUGUGGACAUUAUGUCAAGUAAAAGAGUAUUUGUCUGGAAAUGUAUCAGCAGAAUCUGUCAGCAAAGUUCUAUAUUGAGUGAGGGAGUUAAGCCGGGGAUAUUUAAUGGUAACAAGGCUUGUCAGUGAAAAUUAAAGGUAAAACUUCAUGUUCUCAUGUCGCAAUAUGAGUGAACUUCAUCUGUGAAUUCUCUGAUUGGCUGGUGUGGUCUUUACCAUUCAACCUAUUUCCUGGUGCUACGUUGCAAAGGGUUCAUUUUAACAAGCAGUCGAAAAGCAAAGACAAUGUAAAAUGUGUUGCAAUCAGUUCACAUGCUUGUGGAUUUGACUUCUCUGAUGGUCAGUGCAGCCUUCCCCUUUUAACUCAGUUUUCGGAUUGAGUAUUCUUGCUUGUAUUCAGAUCAUUUUUUAAUGGAAGAUUCAGCUAAUAGCUCCCCAGAAGAGCUAUCAAAUCCAUUGAAGCUUUCUUUCACACUUAUUGUUUGUUGUUUAAGUAUGCCGGGACAGUGCUUACUGUCCUUGUAACUUCGCCUAUGUGUUCUACUGGUUGAUAUUUAUUGGGAAUUAUACAAUAAAUACAACUUACCCCUUAUAAGGCGUCUGGCAGAUUUGUCGACAGGGGCGGCCCUUCCAUAAAGCAAGUAAAGCAACUGCAUUAGGCCCCACA